Aspergillus tanneri is the source of this 2190-nucleotide messenger RNA. RefSeq lists its product as uncharacterized. The transcript is spliced from 5 exons. Bases 1 to 2190 code for a protein of 729 amino acids. Gene Ontology annotation, cellular component: nucleus. The record is from RefSeq and is a predicted model, not a curated record. Gene Ontology annotation, molecular function: zinc ion binding; DNA-binding transcription factor activity, RNA polymerase II-specific; DNA binding. Gene Ontology annotation, biological process: regulation of DNA-templated transcription; DNA-templated transcription. NCBI's taxonomy places the organism in Eukaryota, Fungi, Ascomycota, Eurotiomycetes, Eurotiales, Aspergillaceae.
AUGAAGCCACUCAAAGUCCAACGAGAACUGCUUAGGAAAAACGGGAAGCCCAUCUCCUGCGAGCCAUGUCGCAUCUCAAAGAUCCGAUGUGACCAUGCUCAGCCUACGUGUAAGAGAUGUGUUACGAGAAACCUCACUCCCAAGUGCUAUUAUCAUCCCGCUCCGUUAACUCGAGUCGGGAAGAAGUCUUGCCAGAAACAACUGGAGUCGGAUCCCAUCCCGUCCGUCACUCCCCCAGUGGAAAAAGUCCCCAUUUCGGUGUGUAAUGAUAGUACUCAGAUAUGUCGUCCUCUACACACCCCCGGCAGUUCAACUGGAGUAUCUGAAGGCACGCCAUCCAGCACAGCACAGAGGACCUAUUUGGGCCCGACUAAUUAUAUGUCUGUGUUCCACGACAUAAAUCCCAACCUUGUCAUCUCUGCAUACUCCCGCUCUUCUGUUCUUCGACAGGGAUGGACUGGCGAUUUUAGCUGCGUUGCGCGGAGAUUGGUGCAACUUUUACGUUCCUUAACGAUGUAUGAAGAGUUGAUUAAGAAGAAAUAUAAGGAGGAGAGGUUCACCGUCAUUCCAGCACCGCUCAUUCUCGAACCAUUGAAACUUCUCCGUGACAGUCUUGACAACGGUCGAUGGCCUCGAGAUGAUGAUGAGUUGGUGUCUAUGAUCACACGCAAUACGGCAGAAAAGUCGAUCGAUAUCAACUCUAAUACGACGCCGGAAAGCUUUUUUGCUAGUUUCACUGGGGAAAACUUACGGUGGGAAUUUGUUGGUACUAUUUUCACCCUUGCCGGUCUGGCUGAUAUUGAGCCACCGAGUGAGACCCGCCUAUCAUCUAGUCACACUGAGCAGGCAGGAGGAAUCUAUGCAUUUGCAGCGGAAAUGGCAGCAGCGAGCAAUGCUUGUUUGGAUAUUUGUCAACAAUAUGAUAAUGUUAAUGAUCUAAUCAUAUGGCUGCAUUAUACCCACUUUGUCCUUGCGUCGGAGUAUUUUGAGGAAACCAGUCAUCACAUAUACAGAGUGUUUGGGGAAUUGGUUUCACAUAUGCACGCUCUUGGGAUUCACCGUCGCCAGUCCUGCACCUUAAACAUUCCCUUUUUUCUGUCGGAGGCGCGGAAAAGAGUGUUUAUCGCAUGCUUUCGUACCGACAAAAAUCUCGCCACUUUUCUCGGAAGGCCACCGCGACUUCCAGGUCUAUAUUGCGACACGGAUCUUCCACUAGACAUUGAAGAUAAUAGUCUAAUGCUGGAUGAGGCGCCACUCCAACAAUUGCUGAGCAAACUAUCGCCGGAUGGAUGGAAUGAGUCAGCUGCCUCUUCCGAUGGAAGAAUUCGUCCAGCGACAGCUAUCAGGGUGCGGUUCAUGAUAGGCACUGUGAGAGAGCAGGUGCUGGCUUUAUCAAUUGGGAAAAAAACGAAGACAUUCCAUGCAGACCUCCAGACCGUGUACCAGGAGUGUAAGGAAUUAUGGGACAAAAUACCCCGCCAGUUUCACUACCAUGAGACUGGCUGGGAACAGAUAGAUUCAUCUACGUCCAUCGUCAGCCUUGCUGCAUAUCUCGAGUAUCUUCAGACGAUAUCCCAGCUUGAGCGCAUACGAUGUCGUGAAAACCCAGACGCUAUGUUGGACCUACUUGACGUAUCGAUGCGCAUUGUCUCCACGGUCAUUGACUUCACCAAGGUUCAUGACCACAUACGUGAUAUUCGACGGAAAUAUGCAUGGACUUGUCUUCUCUAUGCCCUGCCAGCGGCUGGUGUGCUAGCUACAGAGCUUCAUCGAUGUACCGUGCGGGGGACACCACUUCCAUGCUCUGUCCCUAGAUCUACCAUCAUUCGCAAUCUCAGUCUCCUUGUUUCGUGGUUUGAUGACGCCAACGGCAAUAUCAGCGUGACACACAGGGAUUGUGCCCGAGUUAGCGAAAUUAUCACAAGACUGCUCGAUGAGACGUUAAAUCACCAGCCCAAUGCUGGAUAUACCGUGUUAGAUGGACAAAGGGAUGCAUUACAAAAUGGGGCCAUCGCACGGACCAAUGUGCCAAUGGUGGAGGGGCCUGAUACAUUGGGUUCCCAGAUAGAGCAUUACCAGCUCCCUGGCGAGAAUGGUCCUAAUGUGAAUGCCUUUGGAACUAGUGUUGAGUUCUUAGACUGGUGGGAUGACUUUUGGGUGGAUACAUCUAUUCCGGAGGCUCUGCUAUAA